AUGGCCCCCGCACCGUCUAGCUCUACCCUACAAGUCUCCAACUUUUCACCCGCGGAAUUAUCCUACCUUCACACAUCCCUCUCAUACCCCCGAAACCCUAUUCGACCCGAUGGCCGCUCUGCAACACAAUUCCGGCCGUUAGCCGCGGAAACAAAUAUUGUACCAAACGCCUAUGGUAGCGCGCGCAUAGGAUUUGCCGAUGGAACGCAAGCGAUUGUUGGAGUAAAGGCAGAGGUGGAGAAGACUGUGUUUGUGAGCACGCUGGAACAGAAUGCUACGCAGGAACGUGAAGCGGAAGAGGAAGAGGAAGAGUCAAAUAGGACAAAGAUAAAGGUGUCAGGCUCGGGGUCGUGGGUUGAGAUGUCCAUUGAGAUUCCAGGCUUGCGGGACGACGAUCCUCUACCCGUCUUUUUGGCAGAGAUGAUGAGGGAAGGGCUCAUACAGUCCGGCUCAGGGUCAGGCGGUUUGAAAGAGAGGCUGGUUAUUAACCAGGGCUGGCACUGGAGGGUUUAUGUUGACGUACUACUUCUUUCUCCACCACUAUCAUACCCUCUCCCACUGCUAUCUCUAACGACACAUCUCGCACUACUAUCUACCAAACUCCCGCGCCUCAUAUCGAAAGAUGAAGAAGACCCAAUGUUCGACGAUGACUGGGAUGCAGCCGAAUAUCUAUACCCCCGCAAGACAUCAAAGAAUUCCCCAGCACAACACAUCUUCCGCCCUCCAAUAUCGCUUCUUGUCAUCUCCGUGGGGCAAAAUAUUAUCUUUGAUCCGAGUAGGGAGGAGAUUGCAGUAGCCGACUCCGUGUUCUGUGUCUCAGUUGCUCGUGACGAGAGUAAGCAGACGUCUGAACCGUGUGGACUGAAGCUAUUGGCGAUUCGAAACAUUGAUCCACCCGCACGUAUGACACACCCUGGAGUACCGGAUGCAAUCAAUGCAGCCACCAUGGGUCUUACUAGCAUUGACAGCAGCAACAUGACUACCGGCGAUGGGGAGGGAGCUGGAGUCUGGACUCCUCGCCGUGGCGGGCUGAAGAGGGAUGUUGUUUCGAGGAUUGUGAAGACGGUUCUCCAGCCUGGUGGUGUGGGUGACGAGGUCAUGGAGGGGCUGGAGACGGUCGAAGUGGAUUAA
Molecule: messenger RNA, 1131 nt
Organism: Microsporum canis CBS 113480
Lineage: Eukaryota; Fungi; Ascomycota; Eurotiomycetes; Onygenales; Arthrodermataceae
Product: exosome complex exonuclease RRP42
Exons: 2
Coding region: 1-1131 (376 amino acids)
Biological process (GO): U1 snRNA 3'-end processing; nuclear polyadenylation-dependent mRNA catabolic process; nuclear polyadenylation-dependent rRNA catabolic process
Cellular component (GO): cytoplasmic exosome (RNase complex); nuclear exosome (RNase complex)
Source: RefSeq, a predicted model, not a curated record